Phaedon cochleariae (mustard beetle) is the source of this 1899-nucleotide messenger RNA. Lineage: Eukaryota; Metazoa; Arthropoda; Insecta; Coleoptera; Chrysomelidae. The record is from the annotation of a GenBank genome assembly.
AUGAAACAAGGCUCCACCGACAACAUCUCGGUGAUCGUCGUGUUCCUGCGGCAGCCCGCGAAGAUAGCGGCGGAGGCGGCUAGCUGGACCGACGGCGGCCGCGCGAUGGAGGCGGGCCUCGAGAGCGACGGGCCCUUGGAGGCGGCCAGGAACCGGGCCGCCGCCGAGGAUGGCAACGUUUUCGGCAUCGAGAACGAGGCGAACGACGAGCCCUUCGGGAUGCUGAAGAAUAGCGAGAGGGACGGUGAUAUUUUGUCGCAGAAGAACGACAGGGGGCUGUUGCUGAAUCUGACGGAUAAUUUCAAGCAGAAUGGUCGCUUCGGUGACGUCAACGACAAACCCCCGUCUCCAUCCCGUGCCGGUCGCUUUGACGGUGACGUCAUCGACGAACUCCAAGCCGAUCGCUUUGACGGUGACGUCAUCGACGAACCCCUGGCCGGCCGCUUUGGCGGUGACGUCACGGACAAACCCCUUGCCGGUCGCUUUGUGGGUGACGUCAUCGACGAAGGGGUGUACAACCCGUUCGUAGAGCACCAGGAGAAAGCCGCUUUGGAGAUGGAGCGGCAUUUGAGGAAGUACGAGGGAAAUGAUGGGGUUGGAAAGGAGGAGGAGGACUUGGAGGUGAGGAGGAUAGCAAGGGAGGAGACUCCCACACCGCCGGCUGAUGCAGAAAUGACUGAAGAAAUAAAAGAAUCUAAAGAUUCGGAACGAGAACAGGGCCUCGAAGAUUUUAUUAUACCUAAAAUUGUUAGUUCCAUAAGAAAUGAAUGCCAUAACAUAUGCCACGACCUCAACAAUCUCAAACUAAACAUCGAAGAAAGACUGACCAUCCUAGAUAAAAACGACGAGAAGAUGACCAUGUUGAAUUAUAGAAUGUACCAAAUUCGAUACGAUUAUUCAACGAAAAUCCGCAAUUUCCUCAAACGAAAAAAACAACUAGAAACCACCGAAGGACAAGAAUCUGAGAUAUCUUUGAGCUUGAUCGGAAAAGAAAUCGAAGAAUGCGAGCAACAGCAUCAGGUACAACACAGUACCACCAAGAGGCAAAUGGUGGAAGCCCAAGAAGAAUACGAAGAAACUCUCAACAUACUGGACAACACCUUGGAUGCAAUGAAGAAAAAACUUGAAAAUUUGCUGCUCUUAAUGGAAGCUCGCAAUGCGGAAACUGGCACACCAGACAUUAUGGAAGAUACUGCACUCAUAUCCCAGAUGAAGGAAUACGAGCACUUCAUAGACUACUACACAGAAAUACAGACUGUCGGAUGGAGCAGAAGAAAGAACAUAAAAGAGCCGACUGAUGUGAACGGUUUGAUGUUCACCGACGAAGGCCUAUUGGCUACAAAGUCCGGCCAAGAACUGUCUUACCAAGAAGCCCUCGACCAGAAUUUACUGACCAAUAUGCACCCCAUAUUCUCCUCCGUGAAAUUGAUCAACACCCCGGAACAGGGCUCUACUUCUUUAAGCGAGAGCAGAAGCAGUAGGAGUUCUGAUAGGAGCAAGAUGAGCUCUGAAGAUGUAGCGUACCUCAAAGAGAACCUGGGUACGCCACUGACCUUGGCUCUGGCUGAAAUAUCGGCGGUGCAACCACGGGAUCCUAUCCACUAUCUGGGACACUGGCUGUUCAAGUACAGAUAUAACGAAGAGGUGAGAGAUGUUCAGAGGAUAGAAGUUGAACAACUGACUGAGGCUAGGGACAAAUUGGCGAAAGAAAAAUGGCAUGCGUUUGUGGAAAAGGAAGCUAAAGCUGCUGUUUUCGAUAUGAUUGCUAAGGCUGAAGAGGAAGCGUUAGAAAAUGAACUACUCAGGAUAGAGAAAGAACUCGCUGAUCAAGAGGAAGAAGACUUGGAUUAUGAAGCUAGGGACAAAUUCGAUGCUUUCGGUGGCGAUGUCCCAAUUUAG